AAUGUUAUGCUGACUUCUUCAGAGAAGACUUUGAUGUGAAAGCUUACACUUCCCAGUCUAUCCAUCAGGCUGUGAUAGCUGAGCAACUGGCAAAACUUGCCCAAGGUAUUAGUCAGUUGGAUAAAGAGCUUCAUUUACAAGUUGUAGCAAGACACGAAGACCUGUUGGCCCAAGCAACUGGAAUUGAAUCCCUGGAAGGUGUCCUCCAAAUGAUGCAGACUAGAAUUGGUGCUCUACAAAGUACUGUUGAUAGAAUUAGAGUCAAAAUUGUUGACCCCUACAACAAAAUAGUGUCUCGCACAGCUCAGCUAGCAAAACUUCAAGCUGCCUGUGACUUGCUGCGGAGGAUAAUACGCAUCUUGUAUCUCAGUAAGAGACUUCAAGGACAACUGCAAGGAGGAAGCAGAGAGAUAACAAAAGCUGCCCAGAGUCUCAAUGAACUUGGUGAGUCCUUCUUAGUUACUU
This is a messenger RNA of Balearica regulorum gibbericeps (East African grey crowned-crane), 465 nucleotides long. The record is from RefSeq and is a predicted model, not a curated record. NCBI's taxonomy places the organism in Eukaryota, Metazoa, Chordata, Aves, Gruiformes, Gruidae.